UGUUUCCCAACUACAGAUAUUUUUCAUUCUAUCUGAAUGGAGACUCAAAGGGAUUAGAGAAUUUCACUUCAAAGACACGGACAUUUCCGACAUCAAUGUGAGUUGCGAGAUCCAUGUGGUGAUGGAGCACCGAGGUGUGAUACAGACCUGGAGGCUUCUUCUCAUCUGUUCCAGUAUCUUUCAAGCUACCGCUUCCCCUCCUACUAAAGAAGCAGCCAGUGACAGUUCCCUAUUCAGUAAUCCAACCUAUAUUCAUUCGCCUGAAGUUGAGCAGAGCUUGAACUCAGUUGCUGUGAGUGACUCUUCCAGCCUCCCUCAACCUUUGCUUGAGAUGUCCAACGAGAACUCAGUUCAUGCCAAACAUUUCUUGCCACCAAACACGAGCAAGUCCGCACGACACCUGAGGAGGUCCCUGAGAGACAAUGGUUUUGAUUUUAGUGGGGAUGAUGAGGAUGUUGAUAGUGAGGAUGAUUUCAAUUUUGAAACAACUGAAAAGGAUGUUUUUGAAUCUGAACAGUUUAUUUUAGAAAAUACAUCUGCUCCACUGGUCCCUUCUGCUCGUACAAGUGAUAACACGGACUACUCUUUAUUGAGGCAAUUUGAAGGUACCCCAGAUUAUCAAACAGUUCAAACACAUCAAAGCCUCAGAAAUUCUCAACGUGGCAAAACAGUAGAUGCCAGCUCUUUCCUCCAAAAGCCCACAGCGGCAUCUCCAAAUGAUUCCCCUGUUUUUGAGGUCACCACCCACCACACAGUUCUUGAACAAACUGAGUUUGUGCAGCCAGCAGAUGGACGCAUCAUCGCCAUUGGCAAAACAGCUCAGACGUCAACUCCACAUCAUUCAGUGGCCGAGCAACAACAUUUACUUACUAGUUCCUUUGUACUGGGAAAGGAGGAGGCUGUGUUGCUGGUCCUUCUCUCGCACAAAGGAACCAAUCCUUGA
Molecule: messenger RNA, 943 nt
Organism: Rhincodon typus (whale shark)
Lineage: Eukaryota; Metazoa; Chordata; Chondrichthyes; Orectolobiformes; Rhincodontidae
Exons: 3
Coding region: 122-943 (273 amino acids)
Source: RefSeq, a predicted model, not a curated record